Euleptes europaea (tarantolino) is the source of this 3920-nucleotide messenger RNA. It is a transcript of the gene FHAD1, whose product is annotated as forkhead associated phosphopeptide binding domain 1. Gene Ontology annotation, molecular function: protein binding. Lineage: Eukaryota; Metazoa; Chordata; Lepidosauria; Squamata; Sphaerodactylidae. The transcript has 29 exons. The record is from RefSeq and is a predicted model, not a curated record. Bases 1 to 3906 code for a protein of 1301 amino acids.
AUGAAAGCUUUCCUAAAGAGUUCAGAUGGUAUUUAUGUUCUGAGGCCAAAGAUAACUACUUUAGGAAGGCAUGAAGAUUCAGACAUUAUCCUUAAGUCUCCACACGUUGACGAUCACCAUGCAGCCAUCGAGUUCACGGAGUCAGAAAAUAUCUUCAUCGUUCGAGAUUUCAACUCAGCCCAUGGGACAUUUGUCAACGAUUGCCAUAUCCAGAACGCAGCAGUAAAAAUUAGGCCCGGAGAUGUUUUGCGGUUUGGCUCCAACGGAAUAGGCUUUGAGCUUAUGGUAGAAAGUGCUUCUCAGGAAAAGGUGUCAUGUCCACCGGUGACGCGCCGUGCCGCCUGGCCUGGGCUGCUCCAGAUCGUCACAGAGGCAAAAAGCCCUCCGGCAGCGGCGUCUCAGUUUCCCUUCCUUCAGUCUCAUCCGCCGCCUCACGCCAGCAGUAGCUGGACCUACGGAUCGAGUGGGACUUCGCCGCAUCCGCCUCUUGGGAAGAGACCCAUUAACGCUUGGGGCAGAGUGGUCGCGUCCCCGUCUUUCUCUCCCAGUGCUUUCAGCAGGCCUCCCACAGAUACAUUAGGAAACGGAGCUGCUACUGGUUCUUUACCGAGUACCCAUUACACUGACUCAUCUCCCAAGGAGAAGGAUGAGCUGUCGAAAAUGGAAAGCGAAACUAGUCGCCUCUCCAGCAACGAAGGGGAGUCCAGUCGCAAGGAUACGGUGAUUGCAAAUCUUCAGGACCAGCUUGCAGUGAUGACGGAGAAAAUGGUGGAGGCUCUUGCCAGGAAAGAUGCUAUGUUUAAUCAGAAGCUCCGGACUCUUGGCCAAGACAUUGAAGCAAAGACCGAAGAAAUUAAAGCUUUGAAAGAACAGGUUUCCCACCUGCAGCAAAACACGAGUGAAGUCCUGUGCCGUUCCCUUUCAGAAAGAGACCUUCAGAUUGUGCACUGGAAGCAAGAGAUUGAGAAUCUGAAGAAAAGCAAUUCUCUGACUUCAGGGCUGGUGACCAGUUUGCAAAAGGACAUUACAUCGAAGGAGCAGAAGAUACAGCAGCUGAAAAUGGAUGCCGAGAAAUUAAGGCGAGAGAACAGGGAAAAGGACAACCAGCUGGCGCAUGUCUCCGCCCAGUGUUCUAGAAUUAAAGAUGAAAUGAAGCGUCAAUUCAGAGAGAGAGAAGUAAAUGCCUAUCAGAAUCGGGUCGCCGAGCUUGAGCUGCAAGUAAAGAAAGCGGAAAAAGAAAUACAGAAAUGCCGCGCCAAGCAGGAAACCUUAACCAAAAGCCUGGCAGAAAAAACAAAGGCCGAAGAGGAGCUGCAAAGGGAGUGCGAGAGGCGGUCGCAGCAGUUGCAAGAAAUGGGGCGUAGGGAAUGCCUUGCAAAGUUGGACCUGGAGGCGGCCGUGGCUCAGGCCCAGCUUUUCAGACGCCAUAUUAUUGAAACCCUUUUUUCGCAACUUCCAGAGAAGUCAGUAACAGAUCAACAGAUCAUCGAGAGGAUCACUGAAAUUAAGGGGAGCCACAAGGAGUUUUUCCAGAUGGAGAAGCUGCUGAGAGAGGAAAUCUGUCUCAAGACGUCCAAAGAGAGAGCGAUAACUGAGCAAUUUGAGCUGCUGAAAGAAUCGUUGGAUGGACUUCAGGCUUUUUUGAAAACCUCCUACUGCAGCAGCAGUUUGAGAAAGGAGGUCUGCAAUCUUCAAAACCUGAGCCUCGCCCCGCCGGUCUCGUGGGUCCAGAGUUCGGCGGCUGAAGUCUUGUGUAGCUUGCUGAGCUGGGUGGACGCCGUGGAACGUCUCCUGUUGGACGUGGGACUCAACAUCUCUGAUUCCGAGAAAGGAAUGGCCUCCUACAUGAAGAAGCUGUUGGACAACCACUUGAACACCACAGGCAAGCUCCAGACAUUACAGACCCAGCUCAGGUUGGCAGAAGAGUCCCAGCAUUCUCUGCUGAGGAAGAAGAUGAACGAAACGAGAGCAACGCUCGAGAAGGAGUUUCAGGACAGAGAGCAAAUGUUUCUGGACAGAGUGAAGAUUCUGGAGGAGACGGCUGCACUGGAGAAAGAAAAAUUGAACAAAAUUAUAGAGAAGGAAAAGAAGAAAGUCCAAGAUUUGGAAACGCAGAUGGAACGGCUGGCUGAGGUCACAAAACAGAAAACUGAAUUGGAGGAGGCUUUAAAUGUGAAGCUAAGAGACACUCUGGAAAGCCUAGAAGAGACGAAGAGGAGAAAGCUGGUGGCAGAAGAAAAGUUGACCAUCUGGGAAAAACGUCUGAAAAGCAUUGAGAACGAAAAAGAAAUACAGAAACAAAAGCAUCAGGAGGAAUUUGCAGAAUAUAAAGAGCAGAUCAAGCAACACUCGCGGACGAUAGUAGCUAUGGAGGCAAGGCUGUCAGAGGCUGCCCAGUACCUGAAGAAGGUGAAGGAGGAAAACCUCACACUUCGGCAGCAAAUAGAAGAAAUGCAGAGGGAAUCUAGCAAGUCUAAGCCAUCGGUUUCACAAGAGGUUUCUAUGCCGUCCGUUUCACGAGAGGUUUCUAUGCCGCCCGUUUCACAAGAGGUUUCUAUGCCGCCCGUUUCACAAGAGGUUUCUAUGCCGCCCGUUUCACAAGAGGUUUCUAUGCCAUCCCGAACACAGGAGGUCUUUUGCAGCAAAGGGGACUAUUUUUUUAUGAUGGAAAAAUUAGUAUCUGCAAGGCACGAAAUCCUAUCUCAACACGCUGUAAUCUUGGAAUUAAAGAAGGAGCUCUCGGAAGCCAAAGCCAGGAUGUCCGACGUGAUUGGAGAACUGAGUGAAAAGCAAAAGCUGGAACUGGAGCAGAAGCGUAGCCUCGUCCUCAGCCAAACACAAGAACUUAACCAGCUCCGAGAGAAACUGUACAAGAUGUCCAGGCUGGUGGACCGGAAGGAUGCAGACCUUAAAACCGCAAAUGAAGAAUUAAGGAACUCUAGAGAAAAACUGAGAGAGCUGAAGACGGAAGUGCAAAGGAAGGCGAGCCUGCUCGAGAAAAGCUUCCAGAACAAGAGCAGUCAGACGAACGUCGCCCGGCUGGAGGAAGGCCCUUCUACGAGAAAGGUGUUGGCCUUGAACCUGGCUGACCUGGGAGCGAAAUGCAAAGGCUCCAGACACGAGGAGACCAUCUUGCGGCAAAAAGACGCCCUGACUGAGCUGCGGGAAAGAAUCAAGGUUCUCGAGAGGACUCAGACUUUGGGAUUUAAAGAGAAAGCUCCGGAGCCGCUUGUCAUACUAAAAAAAGACCUAACCGAGAAAAGGGAUCAGAAAACAGAGAAAGAACAUGAGCUGUCACUAGUGACAGGUGUGGAUGCUAAUAAGCUUCAGAACAGCGUUUGCAGCCCGGAUCCCAAUUUGGCAAUCGAAAGGACCGCAAAGCUGGAAAUGGCGGAUGCUUUAGAGCUCAGUGAAAACAUGUACUUCACCCUGAUUCAAGACCUGGCCGGCCUGAUGGAUGUGAAGGAGCUGCGGGGCAUGCAGACGGUCAAGCACCUUCCCCACGACGAGCGGGAGAAGGUUGGGCUGCAGAGGCGGAAGGACCUGGAGGCGCUCUUCGACAAGGUCAGCAAGCUGAAGCACCGCCUGGAAAGGAAGGAGGAGCUGCUGAAAGAGUAUGAGAAAGACUCCGGGCAGUUCAGGAUGAAUGCCCUGUCUCUGCAAGCAUGUCAGGCUGAGAUGUCCAAGCUAGCCGACAGGAUCUACCGAGAAACCGAAGAGAACGCUUUGCUUAAAGAAGCUCUAGAGAGGACCAAACUACAGCUGAGCGAGGAGAAGAGGCUGAACAGGGUCCUUAAGCAGCAUAAGGCAGCUGUCAAAAAGAAAAUGUUCCCUGAAAAUCAGAAGAUGCCCGAGAGGCCAGCAGAAGCCUAUAAGAAAAGAGCACACUACAGUGCCUCUGCGUAGACAUCCCUCUUGCC